This is a messenger RNA of Brienomyrus brachyistius, 1927 nucleotides long. Its product is annotated as MOB kinase activator 3A-like. Gene Ontology annotation, cellular component: nucleus; cytoplasm. The record is from RefSeq and is a predicted model, not a curated record. Lineage: Eukaryota; Metazoa; Chordata; Actinopteri; Osteoglossiformes; Mormyridae. The transcript is spliced from 4 exons. The coding region runs from base 271 to 948 and encodes 225 amino acids. Gene Ontology annotation, biological process: signal transduction; positive regulation of protein phosphorylation. Gene Ontology annotation, molecular function: protein kinase activator activity.
ACGUUUGGGGCGGAGCCUGCAUUCUCACUGCGCUACAUUAACUCACAGUCAGUGCGUGGGAAUAAAGUAUCGCGAGUUAUAAAGUACUGCACACGUAUAAGUCUGCCAAAGUUUUACGGUGUGUGUCGUUUUUUCAGAGAUAUAGAAAAAAUACAAGGCUGAUCUUCUAAGGAGCGAAUCCAACGCACGGAGGAGCCGGACUGGAGUAGCGGGACGGGAGCGCGGCUAAGCUAACAGGCUUAGCUUCAGAGGUCCUGUACGCACUUCUGCAUGUAUCCUAAGGAGACAGUGCUAAUCAUGUCUCUGGGGCUAAAGCAAGUCUUCAACAAGGACAGGACGUUCCGGCCGAAGAGGAAGUUCGAGCCGGGAACCCAGCGGUUCGAGCUGCACAAGAAGGCGCAGGCGUCGCUGAAUGCUGGGCUAGACCUGCGGCAGGCGGUCCAGCUGCCGCACAGUGAGGACCUGCACGACUGGGUGGCCGUGCACGUGGUGGACUUCUUCAACCGCAUCAACCUCAUUUAUGGCACCAUCAGCGACUCGUGCACGGACCAGUCCUGCCCUGUCAUGUCCGGGGGUGCCAAGUACGAGUACCGCUGGCAGGACGAGCAUCGCUACAAGAAGCCCACCGCCCUGUCAGCGCCCCGGUACAUGAGCCUGCUCAUGGACUGGAUCGAGAUGCAGAUCAACAACGAAAACAUCUUCCCCACCAAUGUCGGUACGCCCUUCCCCAAGACCUUCAUGCAGGUAGCCAAGAAGAUCCUGUCGCGCCUGUUCCGCGUCUUUGUCCACGUCUACAUCCACCACUUCGACUGCGUCAGCCAGAUGGGCGCCGAGGCUCAUGUCAACACGUGCUACAAGCACUUCUACUACUUCGUCACUGAGUUCAACCUCAUCGACCACAAAGAGCUGGAGCCAUUGAAAGAGAUGACUUCGCGGGUGUGUCACUGAAGGAUGGCCUGGCCUGCAUUACCCCGGGGGAACCACAAGGGGGCAAAACCUGUAGGGGACCAAAGACGAAAAGGCACCGAGAGUCUAUUUUUAUAAACAUACAUUUCCUUAUGUACAAAUAACAUGUAAUUUUAUCAAAGUCAGUGUAUUUACUUGAGGAGCUCAGAAAGUUUUAAGUAAUUUUUUGUUUUAAAAAUAAAUGUCUUUUGUCAAGAUUUUUCCCUAUCAGAAGUUGAAGCUAUUGUUUAUCCAAAAAUAUGCACCUUCCGUGUAAGACGUAUGUAUGUAAUAUGUACAUACUGGAGGUAAGCACAUCUUUUACCAUGGAAACACUACUUCUGACGUUUGUCUGUACUGUGAGGCACGAUACCAAAUUUGUCAUUUCAGUUCGUAGACUAAGGGGCGUCUGCAAGCCGGAAAUGCGGACCCUGAAUGCUGCUGCGCUGUUAAAGUUUAUCGCCCCCCCCUUUGUUAUUGUUAUUGUGUCUUAAUCCUACCUGCUUUGCUCAUUCCAAAACAGAGCUCAAGGUCAUUAGUAACAGUUAAUAUCAAAUAUGCUUAUAUGUUCAAUAAAGCUAUUUCAGGACAUAAGCUCAAGUCUGGUCCGUUUAAUCAUCUGGUCUACAAAGAGAAGGGCCCAGAUUAUGUCAAGCUUUUUCUUGGGUUAUGUUCAUUGCCUGUCGAAUUAACAAGUAUCCGAAAAAGGGGGGGGGGCAUACUUCAAAAGCAAAUACACUUACACGAAAUUUAAUUUACAAUACUUAAAAUCUUUCUUCACUGACCUUUAAUCCUUGGAUGGCUGGUACGUUUCUUUAAUCCUUAACUGACGUCAUUGUGGUGACGGGUUUCUGAUUUUUUUUUUUUUUUUUAAUAUUUCUAUGACACAGAUUGUCAAAGGAAAUCUUUUUGUAAUAUAACGAAUGUUGUACAUUUUGAGUUGUCCAAUUCUUUUUCUUUUAAUAAACGUGCUUUAAAAAUA